Molecule: messenger RNA, 947 nt
Organism: Cucurbita pepo subsp. pepo (vegetable marrow)
Lineage: Eukaryota; Viridiplantae; Streptophyta; Magnoliopsida; Cucurbitales; Cucurbitaceae
Source: RefSeq, a predicted model, not a curated record
UGAAAAAUUAGCACACGCAAAAGAGGGAACGAUGAGUUUUUUGGCCGGAAGAUUGGCCGGGAAGGAGGCGGCAUACUUCAUUCAGGAAUCGAAACAAGCGGUCGGCCGCCUUGCUCAGAAGAACGCCGCCCAGAAACCACCGGCACAACCACCGUCUUCGGCCCGGAAACCACCGGACGGUGAAUCUCAAGCCGACAUUCUUCCAGAGGUUUUGAGGCACUCUCUGCCAUCUAAAAUCUUCAGGGAGGAAUCGGUGAACUCCAAUGGAUCCUUCUCUACUUCGAAAUGGGUUCUUCCUUCUAACCCUAAUUAUCGGUCUGUAUCUUUGGAUGCUCUGAACCCUCUUAGGGCUUUUCUCUCACUUCCCCAGGUUACGUUCGGCCCCAAAAGGUGGGAAUUGCCCCAAUAUGAAAACUCAGUAGUGGCCUCAACAGCUAACGACUUAAGAACCGACAAGCACACCUCUAUUAAUCCUAAGAAGUUGAAGGCUGCUGCUGAAGGCCUUACAAAUGUUGGAAAGGCAUUUGGUGUAUCUACUGCGCUUGUCUUUGGUGGCUCCACCUUCAUCUUUGGGUUCACCAUGUCCAAGCUAGACCUCAACAAUGCCGAUGAGAUUCAACAAAAAGGAAGAAGCAUGAUUGAACCAAAGAUAGGGAUGGUUAGAGAGCAACUAGCUCCCCUCAAAGUCUGGGCUGAUGAUAUGUCGAAGAAAUGGCAUGUGGACAGAAAUGAAGAUAUCAAAGAGAAGCCUCUCAUAAAGGAACUCUCAAAGAUUUUGGGUUCUAAGACUCCCAACUGAACUGUAUAAUUUUUCUUGACCUUCUGUUGUUUAUCUUGUAUGUCUGUAAAUGACAAGUGUAGAAUGCCACUGCUUGCUAGCUAAGUUUAUAUAGAUGUUCCAUGUUGAUUUUAUGCCUGAGGUUGAAAAUAUAAGACGUCCCAUGUUC